Messenger RNA from Helobdella robusta, 552 nucleotides. RefSeq lists its product as hypothetical. Bases 1 to 552 code for a protein of 183 amino acids. The transcript has 3 exons. NCBI's taxonomy places the organism in Eukaryota, Metazoa, Annelida, Clitellata, Rhynchobdellida, Glossiphoniidae. The record is from RefSeq and is a predicted model, not a curated record. Gene Ontology annotation, cellular component: plasma membrane.
AUGUGCUCGUAUUUCUGUUUUGAGACAAAUUAUACGUUUUUCCAGAAGAUCGACACGUCGAACAGAUGCAGUUGCUUUCAAGAACAUGGUACAGGAAAUAGCUCCUUCGCAGCAUUAAUUUGUGAUCCAUGCUCAAGUGACGGAUCCGAAGUUUGCGGAUGUUAUCACCAAGGUCAUGAGACAAAAACAACGAUAUUCGCAACACGCUUCCAAUACGACUUCCAACGAGGAGUAUCGACUUAUUCUCACUGCAGAAACAGAAACAAAGAAAGUUACAAAAUAACUGCAAACUGUCCUGAUGGAUGCGAUCCGGGAUGGAGAGGUGAUUCAUGCAGAGAAAGAGAUUGCUCAUCAGAAACAAAUGGUACCAAUGUGAGGUUUUCAGGAAGAAUUUGGCCUUGCAUAAACCACCUUAUUACAGUUCACACAUUAUUGAACACGACAACCAUGAGGUCGAACGAAACGUUCGACGUGAGCAAUAGAGAAGACAUCAGAGACAAAGUCAACUUGUGCAGGUUCGGACCAGAAAAAGCGAUACAGGAAACUCCAUGA